Molecule: messenger RNA, 1405 nt
Organism: Cheilinus undulatus (humphead wrasse)
Lineage: Eukaryota; Metazoa; Chordata; Actinopteri; Labriformes; Labridae
Gene: gosr1
Product: golgi SNAP receptor complex member 1
Exons: 9
Coding region: 43-789 (248 amino acids)
Biological process (GO): endoplasmic reticulum to Golgi vesicle-mediated transport; vesicle fusion
Cellular component (GO): SNARE complex; Golgi medial cisterna; cis-Golgi network
Molecular function (GO): SNAP receptor activity
Source: RefSeq, a predicted model, not a curated record
GUGACGCACCCCGGAACUUGGUGACGUCCCAGAACAACAAAGAUGGCAGGAAUAGGUGGCAGCAACUACUGGGAAGAUCUGCGGAAGCAGGCCAGACAGUUGGAGACUGAACUUGACUUAAAGUUGGUCUCUUUCAGCAAGCUGUGCACCAGCUACAGCAGCACCAGGGAUGGACGUCGAGGAGACACGUCAGACACCACCCCACUGUUAAACAACUCCACCCAGGACAGGAUGUUUGACACCAUGUCGGUGGAGAUUGAACAGCUUUUGGCAAAACUGACUGCAGUGAAUGACAAGAUGGCAGAGUACACAAACGCACCGGGAACAACUUCUAUCAAUGCUGCACUAAUGCAUACACUACAGAGGCACAGAGACAUCCUACAGGAUUACACACAUGAAUUCCACAAAACCAAAGGCAACUUCUUGGCCAUCCGGGAAAGAGAAGACCUGCUUGGUUCUGUCAGGAAAGACAUUGAGACAUACAAGAGUGGCUCGGGGGUCAACAACAGACGAACAGAGCUGUUUCUGAAGGAGCAUGAGCAUCUGAGAAACUCGGACAGACUGAUGGAUGACACAAUAAGUAUUGCAAUGGCAACCAAGGAGAACAUGACCUCUCAGAGGGGCAUGCUGAAGUCCAUACAGAGCAGGGUCAACACGCUGGCCAACCGUUUCCCUACCAUCAACAACCUCAUCCAGCGAAUCAACCUGCGGAAGAGAAGAGACUCUCUCAUCCUUGGAGCAGUGAUCGGCGUCUGCACCAUCCUCCUCCUGCUUUACGCUUUUCACUGAACACCCAGACAUUUGUGAGAUCUUUAAAACAGCAGGAUCGCUCUGCUCUUUUGUAGCUUGGGACCCCCGGGACACUGAGCUCAGUGGAUGGAGGAACAAGGAGACCUCCCUGAGCCUAAGGACUUUGAGUUGGUCCAGUUCUUACGUAAGAACAAAUAUGACCAAACAUGAACUGCUGAACUUGUAUUUAGUGGUGGGACUGAUGGAGGGCUGUGGUUGGGUGCUCUUCUGCCAACACAGGAGUGAAGACCAGAAGUACAAAUAAGACGUGAUUUUAAACAGAUUCUAUUGUUAACUCACUUUAAACUGAGUGAAGUUUGAUGAGACUGUGACUGUAUGUGACACAUUUUGAUUUCACAGGUGAGAGGAUUUUUAGUUGAAUGGUCCUUUUUAAAUGAUGAAGUUGGGAUGGAAGGAUCAUUAUGGGCUGUAAAAUGUGAAUUAAUAAAUUAUUCAUAUCAGUAUGUGUAAAAGAGUGUGUGAAACUAUUAAUUACUAAAAUAUGAAUAUCACAAAAUACAUGAUUUUAACUCUACUAAAAAGUGCAUGGGCCCUUCAUUUGUGAGAAGGGCGUGUUAAAAUGAACUACCUGUAUAAUUGAUAUUACAUUUCCAUG